This is a messenger RNA of Trichoderma aggressivum f. europaeum, 5331 nucleotides long. RefSeq lists its product as uncharacterized. The transcript is spliced from 5 exons. The coding region runs from base 1 to 5331 and encodes 1776 amino acids. NCBI's taxonomy places the organism in Eukaryota, Fungi, Ascomycota, Sordariomycetes, Hypocreales, Hypocreaceae. Gene Ontology annotation, molecular function: phosphorelay sensor kinase activity. The record is from RefSeq and is a predicted model, not a curated record. Gene Ontology annotation, biological process: phosphorylation; phosphorelay signal transduction system.
AUGCCUCCUCCAGCUCCAGCCGAGAAAAAGGCUGUCGGCUUCGGAGGGGCACCUCCGCGGAUCCCUGCCAGGCCAGAACCAAGCCUUGCUAUGUGGGAAUUACCCGAGGAGAUCCAUCUCGGUGCUGGAAGGAAACGCGACGCGCUCUGCUUCGUCCUCACCACUAGCACAGCUGCCCAUCUCCACAGCCAGACUCGCCGUGCUGAUCAGAUCAGCAGUCCCACCACCAGGCGACCCUUAUUGUCGGGUCCGUCAACCAUCCCCGGCUCUACUGUAGACCUUGAGAUUCUCUGGACCUCAGAACUCUCAGACUUGGGCUCCGAAGCUCUAGACCGGCACUCGCCGCCGUGUACUCGUGUGGUCUUGGAUAAGCUGCGUGUCUGUCCGGAUUCGCCUCCCGUGCUGGCGCGCGCAGAUCCAAAUACUACCGCCGCCGGUACAUACGAGUACUCCAGCUCUCGCCCGUCAUAUCACAGCCACAGGCCUAUCGUCGCCAUCGUCUGCCGUGCUUGGGCCCUGUUCGCAUGCCCUCCAGAGGCAAAAACCGUUGGAGAAAAGACGUUGCAGAGGAUCAACGCUCCGUUACCCACUCCAUCAUCCACCCUCGCCAUCUCGAUCUCGUCCCCUACUAGGCCUAGGUCCCUUACGAGACCACGCUAUCGUGCAAGCCGCAUCUUGGGUCUUGGUCUUCAUCGGAAGCCUGCCUUGUUCCAAGCUUUUCGACUCGAGCCGAACCCACGACCCUCCCUCGCUUUCUGGCAUCUUCGUCCCCCCACCGGCGCCUUGAUGCAGGAAAAGGACGACACCUCCGCCGAUAGCAUUGGCUUCGCCUCCGCCUCCGCCUCUGCCCGUUCCCCUGUUUCUGAACCUGCCACUGCCUUUCCUGCUGCUCCCGUCCACCAUCCGUCCUCAGCAGCGUCUUCGACUCGGGCACCCGGCGCCUUCGACUCCGGGUUGCCGAAUCCCGCCUUGGCCUCUCAAGACGAAGCUGAAGCUGCCGCCUCUCCUCGACCUCUUGCUGCGGUAUUGGAGACGGCUUCUUCACCAUUCCGCAGCAGCUUUGCACAGAGCCACCUAGAGCACUCGAGACACCAUUCGGCAGGCCGAUCGGCGGCGUCAUGGCAUACUGACAGUAACAAUCCAGACCAAAGCUCUUCGCCAUCCCCUGCGCAUCCAAUCACAGCCCUGCCGUCGCACAGGAGCUAUCCCAGCCUCAACGAAGCCUUGGCCGCAAGCCUAUCGUCGGCUGAUAGCAUUGGAAAGCGCCAGUCGCGCAAAGUCAAGGACGACCAGGCCAUGGGGUCGACACCAGUCAAGAAGGCUCGGACCGGGGCCUCUCCCCCUAGGAGGCUCGAAAUGCUGAGCGAUGCCAUGUUCCCCUUAGCACACAAGGCCGCACUCCAAGUAAGCCGCGAAGAUGCAGUCUCUCCCCUCUUCUUCUCUCAUGCCCCUGCGAGGCACUUCUCUCGCCCUCAAAGCGUUCCCGUCUCAGAUGUGGCUUCUGCCAUUCUGGCACACGCUCGCAAUGACGAUGCAGACCCCAUGACGACUCUCAAGCUCCCCAGAGCAAGUGUUAGCUCCACGAAUGCCGCUCUUUCUGGCAGCACGCCAUCUUCCAUGGACAUGUCUGCGCCGUCCCUAAGCCCUGACGUGCGCAGCCUGCCUCCCAGCUUGCAGAUGCUCCAGGGUGUUGGUGUUCUUGAGCUUCUCGAGCACGACGACAGGCCCACGUUCCUCGUCGAUCUGGCAAACCCAGCAAACACUCAACGGCCUGGGCUGCCCAUAGUGUACUACAACGCCUCUCUACGAGCGUCUGAGUCACUCCACGGCCAUCUAAGCCCCGACCAGGAAGACCCUGCUACUCCCGACUCGAUGGAGGAUUUCAAUGACUUCAGAUCCUGGGUUUUGACAAACGGCGUUGAUCCCCAUGAUACUCCCUCGCCGACGUACGAAUACCGGGGGAUUACGUGGCUAUGCACAACUUUGAGGCGUCGAUUUCGGUUCAUCAGCGGGAACAUUACCCAUCACUCCACUCGCCAAGCUUCACCAAAUGCGAUGAUGGAGGAGGAAGAAGAGGGGGAGGUACCUAUGUCGGGGCAAGAUGGUAGUGGCGACUGUCUAUCGACUCCAGCUACACCCGCUGCUGACAUCCCCGAGCCACAAGAUUACUUUGGCACCGCGACUGCGAAGCCUACGAUUGAGCCCAUGGACACAACCGAUAUAACUCCCGCGACUGGCACCAUAGAGCCGAUAUAUGACAUCAACCGCCGCCAUCCAGAUGACUUUACUAACCAAGUGCUGCAAUCACAGCCUGUAAGGUCGACCUUUGACUGGACCAGAAUUCCGUACAGCGAUAACCUGCCUGAACACAUCAAACUAGCAAAGUCAGUAGAUUGGGCCUCCACGCCUCUUGGCCCUAUGAGUGAAUGGGGCUACAGCCUGAGAGCCAUGGCAAAUCUAGUCAUGGGAAGCCCCAAUCCGGCUGCCAUGUACUGGGGCCGUGAAUACGUCAGCAUCUACAAUGCCGCAUUUGUGGCACUGGCAGGCAGUAAACAUCCAUCCCUCAUGGGCAAGCGGUACGGAGAUGCCUGGUUCGAGCUCAACGAAGAGUUCUCCCCCAUAUUCAAGUCAGCUUGGGAGUCUGGCCAAGCGACGAUGAAGAAUGAUGACCAACUCUUCAUCAACCGACAUGGCUUUUUGGAAGAAACCUUCUUCUCAUGGUCCAUCAUUCCUCUUCUUGGCGAAGAAGGCGAGGUUGUUGGCCUGUUCAACCCAAGUUUCGAAAACACCCGGCGGAGGAUCAACGAACGCCGAAUGCUCACCUUGCGAGAGAUUGGAGAGCGGACGGCGUCGGCAGCCUCCGUCAGCGAGUUUUGGCCGCAGGUCAGGUUAGGCUUGGCGUUCAACGAGUAUGACCUUCCUUUCAGCAUGAUCUAUUCCAUCAAGGAUGAUGCCGAAAGUGAAGUGUCAUCGCUACAGUCGGGUAGCCUCCCGCACUCCCCUCAGCUUAUUCUCGAAGGAUCUCCUGGUGUUCCGGAGGGUCAUAUCGCAGCCCCACCAACUUUGGACCUACGUACAUCAGAUGAAGGGUUUGCGCCAUAUGUACGGCAGUCGUUGGCAAGAGGCGGCACCCCUGUUGUGCUUUCCGAAGAGGACGGUACCCUACCAAAGCAUCUCAUAGAAGGAUUCGAGUGGCGGGGUUUCGGCGACCCUUGCAGGACAAUCGUCGUCUUCCCAGUUGUCCCUACAACCACGGGCGAAGCUGUGACGGGAUUUAUAGUACUAGGCGUAAACCCCCGGCGGCCAUACGACGACGACUACAAACUGUUCAUCCACCUUUUGUCACGGCAAUUGGCCACUUCCAUGGCCUCAGUUCUCUUGUUUGAGGAAGAAAUUCGACGUGGCCAGCGGGCGGCUCACUUGGCUGCUUUGGACCGCCAGGAGCUCUCGGAGCAACUUUGGCAGCGUACGCAGGAAGCCGAAGAGCUGGAAACCAAAUUUACGCGCAUGGCCGAGUUCGCGCCGGUUGGAAUGUUCAUCGCCGACCCAAGUGGCCAUAUAAACUAUUGCAACGAUAUGUGGUGGCAGAUUUCCCGACAUUCUCGGUCUGACCAGAUAGGCACCGCCUGGAUGGACAGCGUACGGAUCGAAGACAAGCCAGGGUUGAUGACAGCUUGGACAAAGCUUCUUGAGCAAAAGAUGACCAUCUCGGUGGAGUUUCGAUUCAACUGCAGCCAACUGUGUGGAGAUCACACAGUCGACACCUGGGUUUUGAUGAGCGCAUUUCCAGAGAAGGAUGCUGAUGGCAACUUGACGUCCAUCUUUGGCUGUAUCACAGACAUUUCCUCUCAGAAAUGGGCUGAAAAGGUACAGAGCGAAAGGCGCGAAGAGGCUGUAGAGCUUAAGCGGCAGCAGGAAAACUUCAUCGACAUUACGAGCCAUGAAAUGAGGAACCCCUUAUCGGCUAUCCUUCAAUGCGUUGAUCAAAUCGCCAAUAGCAUAGCUUCGUUCUCGGCCCAUUCGGAUAAAAUAGAGGUGGACGCCCUUUUAGAGUCUUGUCUUGACGCCGCCAACACCAUCAAUUUGUGCGCCAGCCACCAGAAGCGUAUCGUCGACGACAUCUUGACGCUGUCGAAGCUCGACUCCAACCUGCUGGCCGUUACUCCCGUCGAUGAACAGCCGAUCAAAGUCGUUCACCGUACUUUGAAGAUGUUCGAGUCGGAACUGCUUGCUCACGACAUAGACUUUGAGUUUCGGGUCGACAACAGCUUCGAGACGUAUGGAGUUACUUGGGCCAAGCUGGAUCCGUCAAGGUUGAGGCAAGUACUCAUCAACCUCCUGACCAAUGCCAUCAAGUUCACCCAGGGCCGAGAGAAGCGUGCUAUUACUGUAAGCAUGUGCGCUACCAAGGACAUCUCGGAGAUUACCAGUCAAGGGACUUUUUACUUUGAGCGGAACGACGUCCAGCGGACAGUCGGCAUGGAUAUCGACAACGAAGAGGAAUGGGGCACCGGUGAGCGGUUCAACAUCCACUGCUCGGUGGAGGACACGGGCGCCGGAUUGGGCGAUGAAGAAAUGAAGGUCUUGUUCCAACGCUUUUCGCAGGCGUCUCCCCGGACGCAUGUGCAGUACGGGGGUUCUGGGCUAGGGCUGUUCAUCUCGAGGAUCUUGACCGAAAUGCAAGGAGGCCAAAUCGGAGUCUCUUCUCAGAAAGACGCUGGGAGCAAGUUCAGUUUCUAUGUUCAAAGCCGCAAAUGCUUGAACCCUCCGUCUCAGUACGAACACAUUACGCCGUUCAAGCUCGAACGCAAGAUUCAAUCUCCGCCUACCCACGGCCAGCCCGCGAGCUGUCCCACGUCACGGAGCCAGUCGGAUGCAGGCCGCAGUCCCCUUUUUGACGUCCUCAUUGUCGAGGACAACAUUGUUAACCAGAAAGUCUUGCAGCGACAGCUGCGCAACUACGGCAACAACACGUUCGUAGCCAACCACGGCAAAGAGGCUUUGCAGACGCUGCAAAAAUCGAGGUUCUGGGCGGGCCAAGAACAAGAAGGCGUCGAUAUUUCCGUCAUCCUGAUGGAUUUGGAGAUGCCUGUCAUGGACGGCAUGACUUGCGCAAGGAAGAUUCGCGAGCUUGAAAAGGAGGGGACAAUCAUCAAGCACAUCCCCAUCAUUGCGGUCACGGCGUAUGCACGGCCUGAGCAGAUUGAAAAUGCAAAGGCUGCCGGAAUUGAUGAUGUUAUCUCCAAGCCAUUCCGCAUUCCCGAGUUGCUCCCCAAGAUUGAGGAGCUAGUGGGCAAGUACCAGAGCCUUUCUGUGUCGGAAGACGCAUAA